GCCCUUCUGCGGACAGAAGUGGGGAGAAGCUGAGGAAGGGAAAAAAAAACCUUAUUUAUAAUCAUUUCCCCACUGUUGGCAUGGCAACACAGGCAUACGUUACUGAGCUACAGGCAGCCCCGCAACCAUCCCAGCCAUCACAGGCCCCAACACAGGCUCAGCCCCAGCCACCACCACCGCCACCACCAUCAGCGCCCCAGCCACCCCAGCCGCCCUCCGCUGCUGCCACCCCUCAGCCCCAAUAUGUCACUGAGCUCCAGAGCCCCCAGCCCCAGGCGCAGCCACCAGGAAGCCAGAAGCAGUAUGUGACGGAGCUCCCAGCCGCCCCAACACCCUCGCAGCCAUCUGGGGCACCCACCCCGGCCCCAGCGUCCCAGCAGUACAUCGUGGUCACCGUCUCUGAAGGCGCCAUGCGGGCCAGUGAAAGUGUGUCCGAGGCCAGCCCAGGCUCCACGGCCAGCCAGACCGGAGUCCCAACGCAGGUGGUUCAGCAGGUGCAGGGCACCCAGCAGCGACUGCUAGUCCAGACAAGUGUGCAGGCCAAGCCGGGCCACGUGUCACCCCUCCAGCUCACCAACAUCCAGGUACCCCAGCAGGCCCUCCCCACACAACGUCUGGUAGUCCAGAGCCCAGCCCAGGGCAGCAAGGGCGGCCAGGUGUCCCUGACAGUUCAGCAGGUGAACUCACCCCCUGAGCGAUCGCCAGGGCAGGCCAACAGUUCCUCCAGCAAGACAGCCGGUGCCCCUGCGGGCACAGUGCCACAGCAGCUGCAGGUCCACAGUGUCCAGCCGAGUGUCCCCACCACCCAAGAGAGGUCCGUGGUCCAGGCUACGCCACAAACACCCAAAGCAGGGCCCGUACAGCAGCUGACAGUGCAGGGCCUUCAACCCGUCCACGUGACUCAAGAGGUGCAACAGCUGCAGCAGGUGCCUGUCCCACACGUGUACUCCAGCCAGGUGCAGUAUGUGGAGGGUGGUGACGCCAGCUACACAGCCAGUGCCAUCCGCUCCAGCACCUACCCCUACCCAGAGACGCCACUAUACACCCAGACGGCUGGCACCAGCUACUACGAGGCCACAGGCACGGCUGCCCAGGUCAGCACUCCUGCCGCUUCCCAGGCAGUGCCCAGCAGUGGUUCCGUGCCCAUGUAUGUGUCCGGCAGCCAGGUUGUGGCCAGCUCUACCAGCAGCGGCGGCAGCAGCAGCAACAGCAGUGGCACAGGCGCAGGUGGCGCGGGAGGUGGUGGUGGCGGCGGCGGCGGCGGUGGCAGUGGUGGCGGCAACAGCAGCGGAGCAGGCACCUAUGUGAUCCAAGGCGGGUACAUGCUGGGCAGUGCCAGCCAGUCCUACUCUCACACCACCCGUGCCUCGCCAGCCACUGUCCAGUGGCUUUUGGACAACUAUGAGACGGCGGAGGGCGUCAGCCUACCCCGGAGUACCCUCUACUGCCACUACCUGCUGCACUGCCAGGAACAGAAGUUGGAGCCUGUCAACGCUGCAUCGUUCGGCAAGCUCAUCCGCUCUGUCUUCAUGGGCCUGCGCACCCGCCGCCUCGGCACCAGAGGCAACUCCAAGUACCAUUACUACGGCCUGCGCAUCAAGGCCAACUCGCCCCUGCUGCGCCUGAUGGAGGAUCAGCAGCACAUGGCCAUGCGAGGCCAACCCUUCUCGCAGAAGCAGAGGCUCAAGCCCAUCCAGAAGAUGGAGGGCAUGACCAACGGUGUGGCCGUGGGGCAGCAGCAGGCCGCUGGGCUGUCGGACAUCAGUGCCCAGGUUCAGCAGUACCAGCAGUUCCUGGAUGCCUCCCGGAGCCUCCCUGAAUUCACAGAGCUGGAUCUCCAGGGCAAAGUGUUACCGGAGGGCGUCGGGCCUGGGGACAUCAAGGCUUUCCAGCUCCUAUACCGGGAACACUGUGAGGCCAUCGUCGACGUCAUGGUGAACCUACAGUUCACCCUGGUGGAGACUCUCUGGAAAACGUUUUGGAGGUACAAUCUCAGCCAGUCCAGCGAGGCGCCAACACUAGCCGUGCACGAUGAGGCCGAGAAGCGGCUGCCCAAGGCCAGCUUGGUACUCCUCUCCAAGUUCGAGCCUGUGCUGCAGUGGACCAAGCACUGUGACAACUUGCUGUACCAGGGCCUGGUGGAGAUUCUCAUCCCUGACGUGCUGCGGCCCAUCCCCAGUGCCUUGACCCAAGCGAUCCGGAACUUUGCCAAGAGCCUGGAGAGCUGGCUCACCCAUGCCAUGGUGAACAUCCCUGAGGAGAUGUUGCGGGUGAAGGUUGCGGCGGCCGGUGCCUUUGCACAGACGCUGCGGCGCUACACGUCGCUCAACCACCUGGCUCAAGCGGCCCGUGCAGUCUUGCAGAACACAGCACAGAUCAACCAGAUGCUGAGCGACCUUAACCGCGUUGACUUCGCCAACGUGCAGGAGCAGGCCUCGUGGGUGUGUCGCUGCGAAGACCGCGUGGUGCAGCGGCUAGAGCAGGAUUUCAAGGUGACGCUGCAACAGCAGAACUCACUGGAACAAUGGGCUGCCUGGCUGGAUGGUGUCGUGAGCCAGGUGCUCAAGCCCUACCAGGGCAGUGCUGGCUUCCCCAAGGCUGCCAAACUCUUUCUUCUCAAGUGGUCUUUCUACAGCUCCAUGGUGAUCCGGGACCUGACCCUGCGCAGCGCUGCCAGCUUCGGCUCCUUCCACCUCAUCCGGCUGCUCUACGAUGAGUACAUGUACUACCUGAUUGAGCACCGUGUGGCCCAGGCCAAGGGCGAGACCCCUAUCGCAGUCAUGGGCGAGUUCGCCAACCUGGCCACCUCGCUGAACCCCCUGGACCCCGACAAAGAUGAGGAGGAGGAAGAAGAGGAGGAGAGCGAGGAUGAGCUGCCGCAGGACAUCUCUUUAGCAGAUGGAGGCGAGUCGCCUGCAUUGGGUCCCGAGGCCCUGGAGCCGCCCGCCAAGUUGGCACGGCCAGAUGCGCGAGGCCUCUUCGUGCAAGCGCUGCCCUCCAGCUAAGUCCCGUGACCCGUGGCCGCUGGCCCGGGUCCCCACCCGCCCAACCCCACCACCCCCCACGCCAGGGUCC
Chrysochloris asiatica (Cape golden mole) is the source of this 3075-nucleotide messenger RNA. It is a transcript of the gene RFX1, whose product is annotated as regulatory factor X, 1 (influences HLA class II expression). Gene Ontology annotation, biological process: regulation of transcription by RNA polymerase II. NCBI's taxonomy places the organism in Eukaryota, Metazoa, Chordata, Mammalia, Afrosoricida, Chrysochloridae. Bases 81 to 3005 code for a protein of 974 amino acids. The transcript is spliced from 21 exons. Gene Ontology annotation, molecular function: RNA polymerase II cis-regulatory region sequence-specific DNA binding; DNA-binding transcription factor activity, RNA polymerase II-specific. The record is from RefSeq and is a predicted model, not a curated record. Gene Ontology annotation, cellular component: nucleus.